Molecule: messenger RNA, 3140 nt
Organism: Pocillopora meandrina
Lineage: Eukaryota; Metazoa; Cnidaria; Anthozoa; Scleractinia; Pocilloporidae
Source: the annotation of a GenBank genome assembly
AUGUAUUUCGAUGUGAAACAUAACAGUUUGCUCGCUCAUACGGGAGGAAAAUUGUUAAGAACAGAUCAAAUCGGGCUGCCGAGGUCGCCCCGGCUUCGUCGGGAAUAUGUUUUGGAUGGCAAAAAUUUUGCUGGCUCAACGAAAAAAGUAUGUUAUGGGAGACUUCGUAAAGAAAGAGUCUCGCUGCUUAGAGAAAUGAAGGUGUUGCAAGAAAAGGUGGAAGUAAAUCUUAAAAGACAAAGGCAAGAAAAAAGUAACUUGGAACAAAUUGUUCAUCAUUUGAAUUCUCAAAAGGAAGGUGAGAGCGGCUGAAGGAGUUUAAAUUCAAAUUAAUCUGCAAACGAUCCAAUGGAAGGGGCUUUUCGUAAAAUAGCGAAGCAUUAGAAACAGGACAAAACCAAAAGGUCGUCAGCUCUAGUUUAAAAGAUAAUAUUUUUUUACAAUUUUUCCGACAAAGUUCGAAGUUUUCUUGGUGGAGUAAAAAAUCGUUCGAGGCGUCUAAAUGAGUAUUGGUGUGGGCUCCUAAAACUCUGUCGGUUGAAGAAGAAAAUAAUUACUAAGUUUUGACGGCAAAGAUAAUUUGUCAAGGUAAGGUGACGAAGGAGUAUUAUUUUUUGUGACCGUCGUCGUUAUAAAUUUCGCCUUCCUAAGAUUGCUCGCACGCUGAAGAUGCAUUAACAAGAUUUGUCUAUAAUUCCAUCUGAACUUUCAAUGAUUGAUCAUCGGCAGACAAGUUUAAGUCGCCAUGAUCAUGAUUAUUAUGCUUUAAAAAAAAAGGACCUACGUCCAGGACUCUUUGCCACCCUUGGCUGUGAAAAAUAACCGCCUUUACUUAUCAACUUCUCACAGGUGCGACACCUCCAGGAAGUGUUAUCGCUGGGAAGGCGAGUGGUCUCGUGUCUCUACGCGGGAUGCAGGCGCAAAGUGAUUGUCGGCUCAUCAAGAGCAUUCGUCGGCCUCUGGCACCGGAAGCUACAAGAGAUCACGGAAACAGGCUAAUCAAUUUCCAGUCUAAUUUAACAUUCAAGGAGGGCUCCUUUAUUCCACGGGUUGUAGAACGCGAAAUUCUAAGAAGACGAAACAAGCGCUUGAAUGCUAAAAGACAAGAGCAAUUGGAGGGUGUGAAACAACGAGAAAUGCAACUGGCAGACACCGUGGGCGUGUAUACAAGGAUAAACAUGACCAAGGGUAGUUUGAACUACAAAGGAAAGCCGAAAUACAGGUAAAGGAAGUCUGAACAAAGAUUCCGUACUGUCGGUGCAUAAAAAGGGACAGCGGUGACAAACACGACAAAGACUCACACGUCGCAAAAAUGUGAUUUUAAGUACUGAAUGUUUCUUAUACUUAGGUGUUUAUCUUAAGGGAAAAAAACAGACACACAGAUAAAUGAAGCGUAUUAUCUUCGUUUAGAUAUUAUCACCUUGUCAUGGCAGAUUUACGAGCUGAAAUACUCCUAGUUGCAAUCUUUUUACCUUCAAAUCGUACGGGGAACAUCGAAAGUAUGCAAUUUCUUUCUAUUUCUUUAUUUUUCUUUACCAUGCUAAGGCAAGGUUCCCAAAGUCUUGUGGUGUUGGAGUACCUCUAGGUAUGGUGCCCUUUCGUGCAGAUGCCAUUUUGCAAAGUUUGAUGAUAGAAAAAAAAUACAUCCAGUUAUCCAUUUCUGGUUGUGGUCGGAGCUGAUCUAAAUUAGGAUUUAAUUUAAAUGUUACCUGAAAGAAUAGAGAUUAGGGCUUUAAGCCUGCUUUUCGGCGAGGUCCGUCGCGCGAGUCACAAAGAAUCAGUGGGGAAAAAAAUUUAUUGGAGUGAGAGUGAGGCGCACCAAAAAGUAGGCCAGAGGUACGCGCCGCGCCCCGACAUAAUUUUGAUUUUUCCACUGAUUUUUUUUUUGACUCGUGCGAUGGACUUCGUCGAAAAGGAGAGACUGCGCGUAGUCUUGAUGCAUGGCUGAAAAUCAAUCAUGCACGUUAAAGAUUUAGUGUCUCUCAAUGCCUCUCUCCUUCUUUCUUUUUUCGCCCAUUUACUUGCAGGGAAUUUGAAAUGAGGACAGGCGACUCUCAUGCUACCUUACCACGUUCGGUGAAAUGUCACUAUGAUAUACCAUCAAUAGAACUCAACCAGACGGCCAGCUUGUGGUCUAAGGAAUUUAUUGAAAAGAAAAAGCUCGACAACACGUAUGAAAGGCUUCUACCAAAUAUGGAAAAGAUGGAGCUUAUCCUUCCAGUACAAGAUAAUUCAACAGAUAAAAUCUUCAGUGUGGUUUCGAAACAAACAAGAAAUGAAUGUACACAAACCAAAGAAGUAAUUCGAGGGAAAAGCAAGGCUGCCAGCGUUCAAAAAGAUGAUCGUAAAGGCACCAAAAAAAAAGCUUUGCUAAGGACUGUGAAAAAUGCAAGAAACCCGAAGACAAUAAGGUUUUUGCGCCUAAAGAUCUUAGUGAAUAUCGAAAAGACGUUUUCGAUGGAGAGAUUCCUGUCGAUUUUGUCGCGGUAGAAGAAACCUCCUCAGUCGCGCAAAAUACAAAGACAAAAAAUGAUCUUCAGAGAAAGGCAGACCAAGUUGUAGAAGACAGAGAAGGAAUAACUUCGACGAAAAACAACAGUACAAAGAUGGUUCGCACCGUCAGGAACAAAAUCAUUCCACUUGUGAAAAUUCAACGGCAAAUAACGCCAGCUGUAAGAAAGGAUCAAAAUGACUUUUACAUCGACAGUGUCAUGAAAGAGAAUAAUGUUACAGGAAACCAAGCAAUUUCUGAGUUAAAAGAAGUGUCAGAUGAAGUUGAUGGGGAAAAAUCCCACAUUCCCCUGAGCACUGGAAAGCUACAACAACUUAUCCGCGAAAAUGUGCUCGGCCAAUCACAGAAGAGCAGCAAGCGAGCCAAUAAGAAAACAGUAUUGCUUACCGACUACGUGCGCACUCUACAAAAACACAUGGGUAUUAAAGCCUUAGGACCAGAAAUUGCGAGCAAUUCGCCCGAUUUUAGUGCAACACCGUUCAUACCUGCAGGAAAGAGAUUUGGAUGUGACGACGAGUACGGUGAAGAACCUAGUCUCUUGGAGAGAAGGUUGAAAAUUUUGCAGAAGCAAAUAAUAAGACUGCCCGCGACAUUCACACUGAUCGAUGGAGACUUGGUAGAAGACUAA